Messenger RNA from Microdochium trichocladiopsis, 609 nucleotides. RefSeq lists its product as uncharacterized. The transcript has 5 exons. The record is from RefSeq and is a predicted model, not a curated record. The coding region runs from base 1 to 609 and encodes 202 amino acids. NCBI's taxonomy places the organism in Eukaryota, Fungi, Ascomycota, Sordariomycetes, Xylariales, Microdochiaceae.
AUGGUCGCUCAGGCAUACAGCCACGAAGAAGAUCUCUUCCAGCUCCGAGUCAACCUCGAUAUGCCACUUCUCACACGUGUUGUUAAAGCCCGGAUAGUCAUUGCCUACAUUGGUCUCGGCAAAUGUCUGGUUAGAAUCAAAGCCCAGAAUCUGGUCCGUACUUUGACUGCUCUCGCUUUUAAUAGUGCGAACAGCAGAGAUACUUCGGGAGAGAGUCAUCACAGCGAGAAAGGAACAUCCCCAGUAUCACAUGUGGGCGACGGCAAGGCCAAGGUGUUUCGUAAGGUUACGGGCAAGGGUAGCAGAGAGUUAAUUGUGUCUCAAGCUCCCCGAAGGGUAAUGUCCACACGCGAUCGCCGAGUAUCAACUAAAGCCGCCUUGGACCACGUUUUUCCUAUUAUGAUGGGUGCCAACAUAUUCACAGUCUACAAUACGUGUGUGGCUCGCGUGCUCCCGUUGGCGAGAGGUGUCCUGUCCAGUGCCUGCGCCCACGGCGGAGCAGGGAAAAUAGCAAAUCCAGCAGGAGUAACAGCACCUUCGCUGCGCUGCCUCCGCAACCUCUGCUCCUUUCCGCACAGCGUGGCCGUGCUCAUAAGCACCUGCAAAUAG